AUGCCGACGUUUGUAACUCUCCCGAACGAGCUGCUGCUCGAGAUUGCUCGAUCUGUCGACGAGAGACCCGAUUUGCUCGCCCUCACCCUCGUUAGCAAGCAAUGCCACGGCGUUGCCGACCUGGCUCUGUGGCAGCGCGAGGUCUCCCUGAAUCGACCUGGGCCAUUGCACUGGGCCAUUGAAGAGGAAAACAUCUCUCUCGUCAGGAAGGCUCUCGACUAUGGUGCUGACCCAAACCAACCUGCCUACCGCCGUUGGCCGAGACCAGUGAUCGAGGAGACUCACUGGUGGGACUAUACACCAAUUCGCACCAGCACCCAGAGCCUCACUUCAAACGGCCACUCUCACAACGAUAGCGUUGAUAGUUCUUGGGCCGAGUUUGGGUGGUCAUGUUGGCGUCCGCUUCACCUUGCCGUUACCAAAGGCAGAACCGAUAUGGUUGAGUUGCUUCUCGACCGUGGGGCCGCAAUAGAUGAGUUAUCAUGGCGUCUUUGCAACUGUAGGCCACAUCCAUCAAAUGACUUGUUCCCUCGCCUCCACGCUAGAGCCGAGAAUAUGGGUCAAGGCUUCCUGGACAUAAUGGAUGGUGGAUGGACCCCUCUUCACCUGGCCAUAUGCCAUCAAGAUGUCGAGAUGGCGAAGCUGCUCCUUCGCCGUGGGGCAUCGACAGACACUCACCGGGAUCUUCGAUGGAACCACAAUGCCUCUGGUGAACCAUCUCCAAGAGAGAAUAUCACAGCCAUGCACGAGGCUGCGCGUUACGGUCUUCUGGAUCUCAUGGUCUUUCUAGUUGAAGGAGGCUAUCAGUCUGUCGAUACAUAUUCACGCCUGGUUGGAAAGCCAAUUCACCUGGCCAUCUGGAACGGGCACUUCGACACGGUUGUGCCGUGGCUGAAGGAACAAGGCGCCAAUUUAGACGAGGUUUGCAAUGAGACAGGCACGACUCCACUUCUUGUCAUGUGCAAAAACCAACAGCUUGACAGCGUUGUUCAACUCAUUGAGCUUGGAGCCGAUGUCUCUUCUCGUGUCGACGACGACCGCGCUUUCACAGCGCUGCACUUGCUGGCAUACCAAGCACCAGAUGAUCGAGGGAAUUUAGGCGGCAUACAAAAUGCCACUAUAUCAGAGGUUGUCAAGCUUAUUGUUUCCAAUGGCCUUGAUGUUGAUACGCCAGAGAGCGCCAGUGGAUUCUCGGCUCUCGUCCUUGCAAGUGGCCAUUGCGACCUUGAUAUGAUGCGAGCCCUGCUCGAGUGUGGUGCUGACCCUAAUUAUAGGGAUCCCGGUGGCUCUACCGCGUUCAACAAGGUUGGCGUGCUAACUGAGUCGCCAAGACCUCGUAUCUAUGAAGCAGGCCGCAUGCUGAGUGAUUGGGGUCUUGAUAUUCAAGGGCCUUUCGCUGAGAACCAAACAACUCCACUCAACUCGGUGUGCCUAGCUCGCGCACGAUCAUCUGUGAUUAGCCCAUUCCGCGAUAGACAGUUUCUGAAACUCGCAAGGCUUCUGCUGAAUCGGGGGGCGGAUCCGAAUGAAACAGGACGGUUCAGCUCUGGCCCAGUCUCACAGGCCAUCUACAGCUGUGCAUUUGAUAUGGCAUCUCUACUUCUCGAGAAGGGCGGCCGGCCACAAGUCAAUGACCUCGAAAUGCUCUUAAAGCCAAUGGUACUUAGACCGACUUAUCAGUCUGGCCUUGUUUCAUACGUCCUUGGGCUCGACUAUGAGAAAUAUGGUAUCCUGCGACCCUCGAAUAUGUUUUUGGACGACUUGAUAAAGAAGUCCUUUAUCCAAGGUGCUUGGCAAGCUACAGCAGAGCUCGUGGAGCACCACAAUAGCUCAGCAUUGCCGGCCAAUGCCCUCCAUCGCGCCCUGGACCGCCCCACCGUAGAAUUCAACACGGCAAGCAACCUCCCACUGCCGUUGAUUCAAGCGCUGCUCAAGGAUGGUGCUGACCCCAACGCCACUUGGAAGGGCGAGCCCGCUUUAUACUACGCAGGACGAGCUGCCGCCUUCGAAUCGUGUACCAAAGAACUCAUUGCAGCCGGGGCUGACCUGGAGAUAACAACACCAAAAAUGCCACAAGGGGCGUUACUCUUCCUGUUCAGGAAUGGUCGCCACUGCGCCCUGGGUCAUAUUAUCGAGCAUGAUGACAAGAUAUUCCAUAAUCAGCCCAAGGAAUUUCAUUCCAAGUGCUGGGAAUAUCUCCUCCGGCCCGGGGCCAACAGGGACAUAACUGGAGACUCCCAACACUUCGCGGCUGGCGAACAAGAGGGCACAAAUGCUGACGACUCAACGGGUGAAAUUGACCUCGAAGAGGAAGACUACGAUAUCACCCCCAUUGCCUGGCAGCCAAUCCUCGAGUACGUCAAACGUGGACUUAGAACAGAUGUUGAUUUUGAGUGUGGGGACACGUUGCAAAACACAAUACGAAGGGUUGCGUUGCGAUGUCCUAUGUCGGACUAUGAUGCGAGAAGCCAGAUUUUCGAACAUCUGGGUCUUUCAAUGAAAGACCUAGAAACGGAACUUAUCGAAUACGAAAGAUGGAGGAGACAUGCCAUGGGAAUUGACGAACUGCCGUUCCAUUAG
Messenger RNA from Clonostachys rhizophaga, 2580 nucleotides. The record is from the annotation of a GenBank genome assembly. NCBI's taxonomy places the organism in Eukaryota, Fungi, Ascomycota, Sordariomycetes, Hypocreales, Bionectriaceae.